This is a messenger RNA of Cryptococcus amylolentus CBS 6039, 1892 nucleotides long. RefSeq lists its product as hypothetical. Gene Ontology annotation, biological process: carbohydrate metabolic process; fungal-type cell wall organization. NCBI's taxonomy places the organism in Eukaryota, Fungi, Basidiomycota, Tremellomycetes, Tremellales, Cryptococcaceae. The record is from RefSeq and is a predicted model, not a curated record. The coding region runs from base 231 to 1577 and encodes 448 amino acids. Gene Ontology annotation, cellular component: fungal-type cell wall. The transcript is spliced from 7 exons. Gene Ontology annotation, molecular function: glycosyltransferase activity; hydrolase activity, hydrolyzing O-glycosyl compounds.
UCGGCAGCUCUGUCUCGAGGAGGACUAGCAGGAACACGGCUUAAUUCUGGUAUAAGCCCCGAAGCCAUCCAUGUUGGUCAGUCUGCUUGUCUACUCGACAGAUCAAAACGGGGUGGGAUGCCCGUCAGAAAAGUGUGGAAAGUUACGCUGAUUGUGAUUCUUCAUGCCAAGACCUUUGCCAGUCUCGCACCGUCACGAUCUAGCCCGAUAUACAGUAUAUAUCAUCGUGCAUGUCGUGGAUGGUAACAAGAUGCAAUACUCAAAAGAAGACGGAAGCUAUGUGGACGUUCUCGAUCAGGUUGGUGGCUUGCCUGUCGAUCAACACAGGUCAACAACGCGAAGCUGGAAUUGAAUGGCCGUGCGCGUCGCAAAGGAACGUUGUUGUCUCGGCGGCACAAACUUCUUGGUCUUUUGUACUUUCUCCCAUUCUCUCUAUAUAUCCUUAUAAACUCAGUCUCUCGCCGCUCCUCGCUCCUCAACAACUCACCAUGCUCUUCCUUCACCUUUUCGCCCUCGCCUCCGCCCUGAUCACCCUCGUCCCUCAUGUCGCCGCCCAGACUUGCAACGCCACCAGCCUCUGUUCUGAGAGUGCCCCAUGUUGCUCCGAGUACGGCUUCUGCGGGUCUGAUUCUUUCUGUCUUGGGGGAUGUGAACCUCUUUACUCGUACCAAACAACAUAUUGUCGCCCUGACCCCAUUUGUGUAUCUCAGGAGACAGAUUUCACGGAUCUCAGCAGGGUCAACCAAAACUCUUCGGACUACACUGGAAAUGCCACCGCCUGGGACUGGGUCAACGAUGGCGCCCGCCUCAUCCUGACUCAAGAUAAUGGCGGCACCAAGAUCUCCUCCACUCGAUACAUGCUCUAUGGAACCGUCGACUUUGUGCUCGAGACGAGCAAGUGGGCGGGCGUAGUGACGGCGGCAAUCACCAUGUCGGAUGUCAAGGAUGAGAUUGAUUGGGAGUGGCCGGGGGCGACAACAGACCAGGUUCAGACCAACUACUGGUACUUGGGGGUCGCGAUUUACUCGGCGACGAAAGGAGCAUCGAGCUCUGUUUCAUCCGACACUGCCUCCAACUUCCACACUUACUCCUUCGAAUGGACUGAAGACUACAUCAACUGGAAUAUCGAUGGCUCCACCGUCCGCACCGUUCAGAAGACCGACACCCUCUCAUCCAACGGCUCUGAAUACAAAUUUCCCUCCACCCCCUCCCGCAUCCAAAUCUCCAUCUGGCCCGCCGGUACCUCCGACAACGCCCAAGGCACCAUCGACUGGGCUGGGGGCAUGAUCAACUGGGACAACAGCGACUACGUCUCCAACGGAUACUUCUGGAACACCAUCAAGAGCGUCAAGAUGACUUGCGGACAGGACGAGAUGAGUGUGGGGACGAACGGAACGACUGGAUGGGUUUAUGGGGGUAAUGAGACGGAAGGGGUUCCUGCGGUAACUUUCACGAAUGAGACGACGCUUCUUACCUCGUCGGCCACUCGAUCAUCGGCGAUUGGUCUCGACAAGGCGGGGAUGCUCAGUAUUGUGGUAGGAGCCAUGACCGUCCUCGAUGGGGCAAAUGUCUUCUGAUCAGUCAGGAAAACCUUGCUGUGCUGUCAGGAUCUUGGGUGGAGGGGAAUGCUGAGGGAUUACGAUGAGAUUUUACGAGUCUUGAAUCACGAGUAUACUGUAGAUUGUCAGAGUCAAUAGGAUAUCAUUGAAUCAGACGCUCAGCGUGAUGUAGGGUACUGUAUAGAGCACUGCUGGAGUGUGCUGGAGAGUCCGGCGGCGCAGACGAAAGCCACGAGCGUUGGUUUUGGGGUCGUUUGGCAGACUUAUUCUGAGAUUUUUUGACUCUGAAUGGAGACUCUGCGAGUUGAGGAUAGCUAUGAUAUUGACAUCGAC